Trichechus manatus latirostris (Florida manatee) is the source of this 1638-nucleotide messenger RNA. RefSeq names its product transcription factor AP-2 epsilon (gene TFAP2E). The record is from RefSeq and is a predicted model, not a curated record. NCBI's taxonomy places the organism in Eukaryota, Metazoa, Chordata, Mammalia, Sirenia, Trichechidae. Gene Ontology annotation, cellular component: nucleus. Gene Ontology annotation, biological process: regulation of cell population proliferation; regulation of transcription by RNA polymerase II; anatomical structure development. The transcript has 10 exons. Bases 1 to 1638 code for a protein of 545 amino acids. Gene Ontology annotation, molecular function: DNA-binding transcription factor activity, RNA polymerase II-specific; RNA polymerase II transcription regulatory region sequence-specific DNA binding.
AUGCUGGUGCACACUUAUUCCGCGAUGGAACGCCCCGACGGGCUGGGCGCAGCGGCUGGCGGCGCCCGCCUGUCGUCUUUGCCACAGGCAGCCUACAGGUCAGCGCCACCGCUCUGCCACACGCCGGCCGCCGCCGCUGCCGCCGACUUCCAGCCGCCCUACUUCCCGCCGCCCUACCCGCAGCCGCCGCUGCCCUACGGCCAGGCGCCCGACGCCGCCGCCGCCUUUCCCCACCUGGCCGGGGAUCCUUAUGGCGUCCGCCAAUUGUUGUUCGUGACUCCGCGUAUGCGUCCCACGACGCGGCCUGGCAUUGAGGCGGUGUGCGGUGCCUGGCUGGCAGCCACUCUCGGCGGAGCCAUGGAUGAGCCGGGAAUGAGCCUCCUGGACCAGUCCGUGAUAAAGAAAGACCGCACUGCCAGCCGGUCGGUGGCCGAGUGGAGCGAGGUGGCUCUCUGGAGACGGGAGCGAGGGACGACCCACCCGGGACAUCGAGUCACCGCCUCGAGCGCUGCUGCGAAGGGGGAAGACAUGAGAGCUGGGGACACCUGGGGAAGGGAACGCCUGAUUUCCCGCCCGGUUCCGGAGCCAGGAGCUUGGCCUUGUGCUUUGGAGGAGAGCGAGCCAGUGCCGACGCUUUUUGGCUUCGUCAACGCCGAGGCAGGGCUGGCGCCCGGUGAUUCCGACCUUGAAGGCCCUUCCGAUGGCAUCAGGAGCCCGCGUUGUGUCCCGAAGACCCCCGGUGUCCCCUGGACACAUAAGGGACUACACCCUCGUCAUGAGUCCUGGAAUUAUAGAAAGUCGCUCUUGGCCAGCUACAGCUGGUUCCACGAAUUCCUCCCUGCCUGGCGGGAGGAGGGCUGCGUCACCGGCGUCCCCAUCUCCUCCAAAGCCAGCAGCCUCUCGGCCCUCUCAUUGGCCAAAGACAGCCUGGUUGGUGGCAUCACGAACCCCAGUGAGGUCUUCUGCUCCGUGCCUGGCCGGCUCUCACUGCUCAGCUCAACGUCCAAGUACAAGGUGACGGUGGGGGAGGUGCAGCGGCGACUCUCGCCUCCUGAGUGCCUCAACGCUUCCCUCCUGGGGGGCGUCCUCCGCAGGGCCAAGUCCAAGAAUGGGGGCCGGUGCCUGCGGGAACGGCUGGAAAAGAUCGGGCUUAACCUGCCAGCAGGCCGGCGCAAGGCCGCCAAUGUGACGCUGCUGACUUCACUGGUGGAGGGAGAGGCCGUACACCUGGCCCGAGACUUUGGCUAUGUCUGUGAGACUGAGUUCCCAGCCAAGGUAGCUGCCGAGUACCUGUGCCGACAGCAUGCUGACCCUGGGGAACUGCACAGCCGCAAGAGCAUGCUGCUGGCUGCCAAGCAGAUCUGUAAGGAAUUUGCGGACUUGAUGGCUCAGGACCGCUCGCCGCUGGGCAACAGCCGCCCAGCACUCAUCCUGGAACCCAGUGUGCAGAGUUGCCUGACACACUUUAGCCUCAUCACACAUGGUUUUGGAGGGCCCGCCAUCUGUGCCGCCCUCACUGCCUUCCAGAACUACUUGCUGGAGUCACUCAAGGGGCUGGACAAGAUGUUUCUAAGCAGUGCGGGCAGUGGGCAUGGUGACACCAAGGCUUCAGAAAAGGAUACCAAGCAUCGGAAAUAA